Molecule: messenger RNA, 3088 nt
Organism: Arvicola amphibius (Eurasian water vole)
Lineage: Eukaryota; Metazoa; Chordata; Mammalia; Rodentia; Cricetidae
Gene: Tbkbp1
Product: TBK1 binding protein 1
Exons: 10
Coding region: 955-2799 (614 amino acids)
Biological process (GO): canonical NF-kappaB signal transduction
Cellular component (GO): cytoplasm
Source: RefSeq, a predicted model, not a curated record
GCCCGAGAUCGUGGGCAGGGGCCGAGGGAGGUGUGUGUUGAGCGCCGGCCUGCGGGGUAGGGGUAAGGGGUGGCGUGGGCAAGAGAGGGUUAAAGGUGGGGCCAGCCCUACAAACGCGCGCACACGCUCCUUACUCAGACCUGUCACACGCGUCCCUCCGGCACUUAGCCGAGGCUGGGGGAGGGGGCUGGGGCCUGCACGGUCGGAACUCGCGCCUUCGGGCCGAGCCCCCUGGCCAAGGCGCACACACGCUCCAGCGCGCGCACACACACCUCGGACAUUCCCAUAGUGCCUCACGUGACACUCGGCCCGAACGUGCCCACCCUGCCCACACGCUCACGCACGCGUGCUCACACGCGCACACACAACCUCCGGCCGCUUCCGAACUCCGCGCUGACCCCCGUCCUCCGCCCCGCAAAGGCGCUCAUUGACGGCGGCACACCUACACUCAUUCACAGACACACACUCCCCCCACAUGCCAGCCACAGCCACACAUUCAUAAACAGGGCCGGGAGAAGUACACACGCACCCCCUCGCUGCCUACUCGUUUGGGAGCCCUGAGUCAUUCCUGCCCCCUCGCAGGGCUCCCCAUUUCCCUGAGUGCAGGCACAAUGGGACAGGCUGGAGUCUCCCUUAGUGGUCCCCGUUCCCCAUAGUCCCCCUUGCCCAGUUUGCUGCCUCUGACACUCAGCCAAGGACUUCCUGUAGGUCCCGGGUCAGGGGCCGGCUGCGCCUGGACGGUUGCCACGGCCCCGGUGCAGUUAAGGGAGGCACUUCCUUUUCCUGAACUCUGGGAUCCUGCGGGAGGAAGUUGGGCGGGGGCCACAGAGGCCAGGCUGACUGGUAGGACUGGCCCUCCAGAAGCACUGGCUUUCCCUAGGAUCGGCGACGGAGGCCUGGGAUGGGGAUCUCGGCGGCUGUCGAGGAGGCCCAGUGUGGGCUGAAGCCCUUACCAUGGAGUCCAUGUUUGAAGAUGACAUCAGCAUCCUGACCCAAGAAGCUUUGGGGCCCAGUGAGGUGUGGCUGGAUGGUCCUGGAGACUCCUCCCUCGGAGGCGACAUGUGUUCUGCCUCCCACUUUGCGCUCAUCACAGCCUAUGGAGAUAUCAAAGAGCGCCUGGGGGGUCUGGAGCGGGAGAAUGCCACCCUCCGCCGUCGCCUCAAAGUCUAUGAGAUCAAGUACCCACUGAUCACUGAUUUUGGAGAGGAGCAUGGCUUCCCCCUGUAUGAAAUCAAGGAUGGCUCCCUGCUGGAGGUAGAGAAGGUCAGUCUGCAGCAGCGGCUCAACCAGUUCCAACAUGAGUUGCAGAAGAAUAAGGAGCAGGAAGAACAGCUCGGGGAGAUGAUCCAGGCUUACGAGAAACUCUGUGUGGAGAAAAACGACUUGGAGACAGAGCUGGGGGAGAUGCGGGCCCUGGUAGAGACUCACUUGCAGCAGAUCUGUGCCUUGGAGCAACAGCUGCAGCAGCAGCAAGGCCUCCGGGAUGCAGCCUUCCCCAGCCUGAGCCCCCCACCUGCUCCUGCCACACCCUGUCCUGACCUGGACCUACACUAUCUGGCUUUGAGAGGGGGACCUGCCUUGGGUCAUGGCUGGCCUGUCCCUGCUAGCGUAAGUGUGAGCGAGCUGGAGCGAAGGCGGCUGGAAGAGGCCCUGGAGGCUGCGCAGGGGGAGGCUCGGGGGGCUCAGCUACGGGAAGAGCAACUCCAGGCGGAAUGCGAGAGACUGCAGGGAGAGCUGAAGCAGCUGCAGGAGAGCCGGGCCCAGGAUCUGGCCUCCAACCAGUCGGAAUGUGACAUGGCUUGGGUAAAGAGAGUUGGGGAUGAUCAGGUGAACUUGGCGCUGGCCUACACAGAACUCACGGAGGAGCUGGGUCGGCUUCGGGAGUUGAGUUCCCUGCAGGGGAGGAUUUUGAGGACUUUGCUGCAGGAGCAGGCCCGGAAUGCAGGCCAAAGGCACUCGCCACUAUUGCAGCGCCACUCCCCGGCCCCCGCGUGCCCCUCGCCCUCCCCACCUACCCGACCGCAGCCCUGUGCCCCGUGCCAGUCCCCCGCCGCACAGCGCCGCUCGCCAGUGCCCCCGUGCCCUUCGCCCCAGCAGCGCCGCUCGCCCGCCUCGCCCUCCUGCUCGUCGCCCGUCCCACAGCGCCGCUCGCCGGUGCCGCCAUCGUGCCAGUCACCCAGCCCUCAGCGCCGCUCGCCGGUGCCACCUAGCUGUCCGGCCCCACAGCCCCGGCCUCCGCCGCCGCCUGGGGAGAGGACGCUGGCCGAGCGCGCCUACGCCAAGCCGCCUAGCCACCACGCCAAGGCUGGCUUCCAGGGCCGCCGCAGCUACUCGGAGCUGGCAGAGGGCGCAGCCUAUGCCAGUGCCUCCCCCGUCUGGCUGCAGGCCGAGGCUGCCACGCUCCCCAAGCCCCGCGCCUAUGGCGGCGAGCUCUACGGCCCCGGUCCCGGCCGGCCACUCAGCCCUCGCCGCGCCUUCGAGGGCAUCCGCCUGCGCUUUGAGAAGCAGCCAUCAGAGGAAGAGGAGUGGGCCAUGCCGGCCAGCCCACCCAGCCCCGAAGCGGGCACCAUCCGCUGCGCCUCAUUCUGUGCGGGUUUCCCCAUCCCGGAGUCACCUGCAGCCACAGCCUAUGCCCACGCUGAGCACGCACAGUCCUGGCCAUCCAUCAAUCUACUGAUGGAGACGGUGGGCUCUGACAUCCGCAGCUGCCCCCUCUGCCAGCUGGGUUUCCCUGUCGGGUACCCGGAUGACGCCCUCAUCAAACACAUCGACUCCCACCUGGAGAACAGCAAGAUCUAGAGGGCCCCUACCCGACCGGCUGUUUCUCCGCUCUCCUAUCUCCCCCAAACACUCACUUUGAAUGCUGCAUGAAUCUCGUGGGGGGCCCUGCCCCUUGCGGUCCCCAGAUACCUCCACUAGCUACCGAGUCAAUGUGUGUGCCGUCUUCCCUGGUCCAGGCACCACUCAGCUCUGGCUCUUUCCAGGAGGUUGACCAAGGCUCUCUCCAUCUUCCUGGUUUCCUCUGGGAAUGGGGUCUGGUCUGGAAUGGGGAGGACAUACCUUCCACCUCUCUCUCUCUCUCUCUCUC